Molecule: messenger RNA, 7714 nt
Organism: Schistocerca nitens (vagrant locust)
Lineage: Eukaryota; Metazoa; Arthropoda; Insecta; Orthoptera; Acrididae
Gene: alpha-Man-IIb
Product: alpha-mannosidase 2
Exons: 17
Coding region: 139-3468 (1109 amino acids)
Biological process (GO): N-glycan processing; mannose metabolic process; protein deglycosylation
Cellular component (GO): Golgi membrane
Molecular function (GO): alpha-mannosidase activity; carbohydrate binding
Source: RefSeq, a predicted model, not a curated record
CCCGCGCUCCAGCCCCCGGAGGCGGACGACCUGCCCGACGCCGUCGUCAGCCGCGACAACUGCCCCGCGCUCGUCGUCGCCGACGCGGACGUCGACACCUCGGAGCAGUUCCGCAAGUUCGAGUUCCAGCCGUACUGGAUGAAGAGCCGCGAGUACUGGGACGCCAACUUCGAGUCACGCUACAAGGACAGGAAGGAGAAGUGGACCGACAUGCCGCUCAAGGUGGUGAUCGUGCCGCACUCGCACAACGACCCGGGCUGGCUGAAGACCUUCGAGAGCUACUACCACUACCAGACGCGCAACAUCCUCAACAACAUGGCCGACAAGCUGCCCGCGCUGCGCAACAUGACCUUCAUGUGGACCGAGAUCGCCUUCUUCGCGCAGUGGUGGGAGACGGCUCACCCGACGAAGCGGCGAGUGGUGCGCCGGCUGCUGGAGGAGGGCCGGCUGGAGAUGACGACGGCGGGCUGGGUGAUGACCGACGAGGCCACCUCCCACCUGUACGCCAUGCUGGACCAGCUCAUCGAGGGGCACCAGUGGCUGAAGAACAACCUAGGCGUGGAGCCGCGCUCCGGCUGGUCGGUGGACCCGUUCGGGCACGGCUCGACCGUCCCCUACCUGCUGAAGGCGGCCGGGCUGGGCGGCGCCGUCAUCCAGCGCAUCCACUACGCCUGGAAGCAGUGGCUGGCCGAGCGCCAGAUGGGCGACUUCCUCUGGCGCCAGAACUGGGACCGCGACGGCAGCGCCGACCUGCUCGUGCACAACCAGCCCUUCGACAUCUACUCCAUCAAGCACUCCUGCGGCCCGCACCCGCAGGUGUGCCUCAACUUCGACUUCCGCAAGAUCCCGGGCGAGUACACGGAGUACUCGGUGCGGGCGGUGCCGAUCGACCGGUCGAACGUGCGCCAGAAGGCGGAGCUGCUGCUGGAGCAGUACGGCCGCACGGCGUCGCUGUCGCCCGCCAACCUGGCGCUCAUCCCGCUGGGCGACGACUUCCGCUACGACCGCGACGUCGAGUGGCAGCAGCAGUACGCCGGCUACUCGCAGCUCAUCGCCUACAUCAACGCGCACCGCGACCGCUACCACGCCGAGGUGAACUUCGGCACGGUGUCGGACUACUUCGACGCGCUGCGCGAGCGCUCGUCCAAGCUGCGCGCGGCCAACAGCAGCGCCGGCUUCCCGCGCAUCCGCGGCGACUUCUUCGUCUACAGCGACAUCUUCAGCGAGGGCCGGCCCGCCUACUGGUCGGGCUACUUCACCACGCGGCCCUACUGGAAGCUGCUGGACAGGGAGCUGGAGGCCGCGCUGCGCUCCGCCGAGAUUCUCUACGCCGUCGCGCUCGCCGCCGCCCGCAGGCCGCCCACCUCGUCGGCGCCGUCCAACUCGUCGGUGAUGCGCCGGCUGCUGGAGCGUGACUUUGAGCGGCUGGUUCGGGCCCGCCGCUCGCUGGCGCUCUUCCAGCACCACGACGCCAUCGCCGGCACCAGCAAGGCCUUCGUCAUGCACGACUACGCGCUCAAGCUGUUCGAGGCCAUCCAGGACGCCACGCAGGUGACCGCCAGGGCGGCGCUGUCGCUGCUGGGAGGCGACGGAGGCGGAGGCAGCGGUGGGGCGUCCAUCGGUGGCGGCGCGGGGGCGGCGGCGGUUGGGGGCGGCGCGGGUGCGGCCAAGCUGUCGCUGCUGCCCGACACGGACCGCGAGUCCUAUGAGAAGCUGCCGCGCAAGGUGCCGCUGGUGGUGCCGCGCAACGAGCCGCGCCGGCUGGUGCUGUGGAACUCGCUGGCGCAGCAGCGGCAGGAGGUGGUGGCGGUGCGCGUGACGACGGCCAGCGUGCGCGUGCUCGACCCGGACGGGCGCGCCAUCCCGCACCAGCUGAACCCCGUCUGGAACCUCACCGACGCCGCCACCGCCGCCCCCAACCCGGCCGCCGGCGGCCAGGACCGCCAGGACGCCAGGUACUCGGGCGGCGUGGGCGGCGAGUCGUCGCCGGGCCCCUACCUGCAGAUGUCGGGCGAGGAGUUCGAGCUGCUGUUCGUGGCGGACCUGGCGCCGCUGUCGCUGGCCGUGUACACGGUGGAGCGCGCCGAGGCGCCGCCGCCGGGCUCGCGCGCCGUCGUCUACUGCGCGCGCUGCCGGCCACCGCCCGCCCCCGCCGCCCCCGCCGGCCAGGAGGCGCAGCCGGCGCCGUUCGAGGUGCGGCCCGUGCAGGCGGGCGACGUCCAGCUCGAGAACCACCGCCUCAAGCUGCUGCUCGACGGCCGCACCGGCCUGCUCAGGGCCAUCACCCGCAAGGCGACGGGCCGUGUGACGCAGUGCGGCCUGCUGUUCGCAGCUUACCCGUCGGCGCAGUUCCACAGCGGCGCCUACCUCUUCAUGCCGGACCCCAACUCCAGGGAGCCCGAGAGGGAGAUCCUGGGUCAGGGGGAGGAGGGCGAGAACGGGCCGCCGCUGAUCGUGAUCACGUCGGGGCCCAUCGCCUCGGAGCUGCGCACCGUCUCGCGGCCGCCCUCGCUCAUCGACCACACGGCUCGCAUCUACCACGCCGCGGGACCGCUCGCCGAGGGUGUGAGCCUGGAUGUGGUGGUGGACCUGGGAGCGCCCCCUAGAAACCGGGAGACGGAGCUCUUCAUGCGGCUCGUCACCGACAUCAGCAACGGGGACCCCCCAGAGUUCUACUCUGACCUCAACGGCUUCAGCAUGCAGCGGCGUGUCAAGGUGGAGCGCGUGGGCAUCGAGGGCAACUACUUCCCGGCCACGACGGCGGCGCUGGUGCAGGACUCGGGGCGGCGGCUGACGCUGCUGGUGAACCGGGCCCAGGGCGCGGCCGGCUGGCAGCCCGGCUGGCUGGAGGUGAUGCUGGACCGGCGCACGCUGUACGACGACUCGCGCGGCAUGGGCGAGGGCGUCGUCGACAACAAGCGCACCGCCUCGCGCUACUGGCUGCUGCUCGAGGAGCUCGACCCGGCCGCCGCGCCAGGCCAGGUGACGCGGCUGAGCCUGGCGGCGCACCACCUGUCGAACGCGCUGCUGUACCCGCCGUCGCUGCUGGUGGCGGAGGGCCCGGCGCGCCAGCCGCGGCCGCAGCGCCGCCGCCUGCUGCUGGACCGGCCGCCGCCCUGCGACGUCCACCUGCUCACGCUGCGCCAGGCGCCCGCCCACGACGACCCCGCCUUCCCCUCCACCUCGGCGCUCAUGGUGCUCCACCGGCAGGGCUACGACUGUGCCGUGACGGGAUCUACGGUCCCGCGCUGCGGUCCUCUAGAUGCCACAUCAGACAAGGCCUUCCGGCCGGGAACCACUUUCCGCCCCGAGACCCCGGUGUCCAGGGUGUCGCGGGUUUCACUGACCGGACUCCGGGAACUGCCGGGCCCCCUCCCCGACGCCGCCGACCUGGGAGCGGGGGCGGGUGCACCCCGCGUCCGGCCGAUGGAGCUGGCCGCACUCAACGUCACCUUCGCCGUCGUCUGACGGGGGGGCCGGAGACGGCUACGGCGGUGGGCGGCGUAAUGUGUCCGGGCUGCCGACGCCCCCGCCGGACACCGCAUUCGCCGGACUGCUGCGGCGACGACAUCCGGGCGAGGCCCUCGUGGGUGACCUCCCAUCCACUUCUACGACAGGUGUUGACGGGACGUUCGUACAGUAACGUGAGGAAUACUCUCAGGCGUGAUGCAAACACUCAGGUCAGAUCACUGCACCAAUAUUCCACUGUCGGGUAUUUUAUUGUGAGAUGUGCAGCAUUACACCGUCUCACUGGGAAGUUGGGCGGGGCACCCUAUCCGUACUCCAGUAUCUCUGGAGCUAAAUGAGGCAGAAGACAAAUACGAGUGCUGUGUAGCCCCAACGUAUUGUAGGCACAAUAACCAAAGUGUUAUCUACCGUGUGGACCUACAUCAGCUAGGGAGACACUGUGACCUUCCCUCUACCAUUUCGAACCUACGUCACUCAGGCUAAAAGAGACGGAAGCUCAAUAGAAGACGGGCAGCGGUGCCAUGCAGCCCAAAUUGUGCUAGGAACAAUAGUCAAUCUUGGCAGUAGUAGAUAGCUCUCAGGUGUGGUGCAAACACUCAGGUCAGGUCAUUUCUGUGCACCAGUAUUUUACUGCAUUGGACAGGAUUCCUCACCCAUAUUCCAAGUACCAUAGUGGCUAAAGGAGACAGAGGGAAACGUCUGUGCUAUGCGGUCACAGCUUAUAUGGGCAACAGUCCACUUCUCCUGUACCAUUUGGACCUACCGCACGUAUGCAGAUUGUGCUGUGUCUUAGAGAGACAGUAACCUUCCCCACAAAAUUUGGAACCUCAGUUGGGCAGCACGGAAUGCCCUCAUUACAAUCAUCUCACUGGCCAAAUGAAAUGGGAGCUCAGCUAAUGAUAAAUGUAAGUGCUGUCAAGUCCAACUAAUGCUAGGAGUCACUUUCAGCUUGCCCCCAUCCAAACAUACAUUAAUCAGAAAGACACUCCACCUUUGCUGUACCAUUCGGGAUAAGUCUUGUUGAUGAACUGUCAUACAGUCAAGUGCUAGAAUUGUUAAUCUGUGUUCCUGCAUAAUGUGUGCAGGUACCAGAGAAUGCUGAAACUUGUGCGAUGAUCACUGGUGUAAGAGGAUAAAUGUGCAAAAUUUCACUUUCAUCUGCUGUAACUUGCUCCCAAACCAGUGUAAAUAUUUUUAUUACUGCCAGAGUGUAAUCAGGGUAACUAAAAUGGAAAAUUGGUUUUCUUUUGUCAUGAUAUAGUUCUCCACUGAUGGUGGUGCCUUCACUUGACAGAUUAGAUUUUGCAAGCUGUAUUGACUGCACUGACCAGUGACAUUAAGUCUUUUGUAAGGAUCCCCUGAUGUAUGCAAAAGUAUUAGAUGGUAUAACACCGGUGCAGAAGAAAUGUAUCGACAUCUACAUUACUGCAUGUGACUGGUCUACAUGGGUGUAAUUUCCAUAAAUGUGUUUUGUUGGGUCUAUUAUCCUCCUGAUUAUGAUGAAAGUUUAGACUUGCAGAAAUGAGAUUCUGAACUCAGGAGUCCCUACACUUUUCUUCAUGUUAUGUGUGUCCUGAGGAUGUGAGUGAUCAGUUAUUUCCAGCAGCAAAAUUCUGUUCAGAGUAAUAGUGAGUGACCUGUUUGGCAUUUUAAACUUUUGUACAGCUUAAGAAAACAAGUGCAAUACGGUAGCAACAUUUGACUCAUCUUCCUGAACGAAUUUGCUUACAGUUCUGGGGUUGUUGUUCACCCUCAUGGAAUCUACAUUUUGGUCAGCUGGGCUUUGGCACGAUACUUCACAAAGAAAGUAAUGUAUGUUGUUCCACCAUUUAACACAUCUUCAGUGAAGUAUGGGGAUGAAUUCCUCAGAAGAAUAAUGUCCCCUAAUCGAUUGGGAGAAAGGAGGUGUUUGGGUAUUUGAAAACUGAAUGGUGCUUGCCUCAUUCAGCAAGGAGGGCUUGAGUACAUAAAAUUGAAUGACACAUAGCUGACAUGGGGGAAAGGACAGCUUGGGUGCAUAAAACUGGAAGGUACAUAACUGUAGUGAAGGAGUUGUCCAUUGUAUAAAAUGGGAUGGGACAUUGGUGUCCAAGUGGAAUUCUAUGUUGUUUUCUGUGUGACUGAUAGUUAUUGGCAUUUUCUGAGGGUACUUCAUGCUUUCAUUGACUUACACAACACAUCAUUCAUUCACCUGGCAAAGGGUGUCAAAUUAUAGGGCAUAUUGCUGUUACGUUAAUAUUAAGAAAUUGUGAAACACGUUUAAUGUGUGUUACUCAAAACAUGCAAUGUACUGUGGUUGCUGUCCAUUGGCACAAUAGGGGUGUCAACAUCCAGUCACAUACAUGGCUGCAUCAUCAGGUAACAAAGUGUGGAUUCCAUUGGGCUAUGCUAAAUUGUGGAACGAAGUAGUUCAGUAUUACUGGUGACAGCAUUGCCUUCCAGUCGAAAGGAGGACUUAAUAUAUGGCUCUGUCUUCAGUGGCAGUUGUAUCAUUGAUCCCCAUCCAUUGCAUGGCCGCCUGAGUACACUAUCUCUUUCCUGUACAAUUUGAGAAACAAAUCAUCACCUGUAUUUAAAAAUUAAAAUUUUUGUUGCUCGCAAAAAGGUAUCGAACAACAGUCGCUACACGAGCUCUACAUCCCUUGUUUCCUUUGGCCACAUACUGCCUAACACUUAUUUCACUGACUGCCUCAGAAAUUCUUCUAUGCACUCUGUCAUGCAUAUCCUCGACUGCUGACACAAACUUUAUUACACAUAUACUUUAUAUAUUACCCACAGGUAGAUUAAAUUCUGUGACACUCUAGACCCACAGAAAGCGUAAGAGGUAAAUGUUUACACACACAGAUGCCUUAUUAGAUGACACCUACCUCUCAUUUCCCGGCAAACUCCUCGCUCUCCAUUCGGACACACACAAUAUUUCCAGUUUUGUGCCAGGAAUUUGCAGUGCAGACAUUCAACCAUUUCACUUCGUGCUAAAGGGUGGAAUAUUAUUGUAACAUUGUUGUACAGCGUUCUCCUUGCCUGUAAAAGCAGUUUAUGGUCUGCUCAGUGUUGUUUUGUUCUUUUCAUAUCUUGCCAUGCACUGUGAAUCCAACUCAGUGCACACUUAAAAUAGAGCUGUUAUUCAAAGUAGGUUUUUGACUGCAGUGUCUCAGAAAGUGGAAAUGGUGUGCAUUGCCAAGAGGUAGAGGUUCUGCAUUCACCUGCAUUUUUAAACUCAAUAUUCUUUUUUUUAUCAGUGAAAAUUGUUGACAUGGAAGUUGUAUACAUAACGUAGUAGGGCCAAAUGAGGAUAGGGUUUACGAGUCUCAUGGGUCACAUUUCAUAAGUCUGUAUUUGUAUGUACAAAGAGCAAUGCAAAAUACCAAAAAUUUAAAUGAGAAGUAGACUUGCAAGACACUCUGUAAUGGUAACGGAUGUGUUUUAUUAACAGUACAUUCCCUCUUCAUCCCCCCCCCCUUAUUUCUUCUUUCCUCCCUUAUUUCUAUUAGCUGUACUGGGUCAAAUUUAAUGAUGGGCAAAGAUAGUGAGUCAGUGCAGUUAGGCAGUGAACCAAUGUGGAUGACACAAUUUAUAAUGUAAAUGAGAGAAUGACAGUUAUAUGACUUGCUAUGCCCUGCUUCUACUUUUCCUUGUCUUCUGGUUUGCCAUUUUUGUUAUUUUUUCUUUUUUACCAGAAAGAAACAAAUGUGAAAGUAAAUAAACAUUUUUUCAGUGGAGAUUCCAAGAACAGCAACUAAAAAGUGCUGAAAUAAAAGUGUUAAUUUGUAGGUAAAAUGUGAAUGAGAAGAAAAUAAUGUAGAAUGUACUUGCCAUCAAAGAGCUUCUGUCGUGUACGAGUCCUGAACCACAGUGCAUUUGGUGUGGGAAUUGACCUGAUGUGGAGUUACAAACCUUGCGUGGGAGUGCAUUUCCUGAUUGUUUUUUUUUUUUAAAUAUCAAAUGUGGUGCCCUGAAAGUGAACAGUUUGAAAUGUGUACGUGCGUGUUUAUGUAUGUGUCUGUAUGUGGUGGGAUCACUGUCUGGGUGUAUAUAGAAUGGAAGUCUUGUUAAAAGUCAAUAUUUUUUACAAUGAUAUUACUACAACUAUUGGUGCAGAGAGAGAUAGAAGAAAGGAACGGAGGACUGAGUGAGUGAAUGAAGUAGAGAAAGGCAAAUAAAACUGAUGUUACUGUGAAAUUAUGUAAAUAAAAAUGUGAUUCUAUUAAUAUGGAAUAAAAGUGUUAUUAAAGGUGCUACAAGAAUA